AUGACCGAGCAGUUACCUCUAGAUCAAUUUCACAAGCUUGACUAUGUCAUGAUUCAAGAGCACUACGACUGGUCACUGUUGAUGUUGCGCCGGCGCUUGGGUUGGAGCCUUGCUGAUGUCCUCUACCUGAGUACUCACGUGAACAAACUGCACAAUCGAGGCCCGGAGGAGAAGCAGCUGCUUGACGAGAUUGCGGCAUACUUGAACGCGGGCAACCGCGGCAACCGCACGCCGUGGGGAGAGCGAUUUGUCAGCAACUGCAUCAAGGGGCAGGAGGAGGAGAUCUAUACUGCAGCCACGAAAAGAUUCCAAAAUCAGUGGGAGGCAUUCUCGCUUGCAGAGCAGCAGGAGAUGCAUGAAGAACUCUUGUGCUUUCAAAGCACCUUGAGCACUCUGUCCAGCUGCUGCUCGCGACAUGCGCGGGAUGUUUUCUGCGAGAUGAUGGACGAAACGUCAGUUCAGUGGUUUGAACGGCACAAGGAUGUGUUCGUCCAGCCACCUAUGCCCUACCCCGGAUUGCAGGACAGCAGUGCGUGUCGAGAUGAGGUAAUGUCCCGGCUUGCUUUGUGCAGGCUUGAUUUGUACAGUGGAAAGUAG
This is a messenger RNA of Symbiodinium natans, 597 nucleotides long. The record is from the annotation of a GenBank genome assembly. NCBI's taxonomy places the organism in Eukaryota, Dinophyceae, Suessiales, Symbiodiniaceae.